Molecule: messenger RNA, 2185 nt
Organism: Megalops cyprinoides (Indo-Pacific tarpon)
Lineage: Eukaryota; Metazoa; Chordata; Actinopteri; Elopiformes; Megalopidae
Gene: pex3
Product: peroxisomal biogenesis factor 3
Exons: 12
Coding region: 161-1261 (366 amino acids)
Biological process (GO): protein import into peroxisome membrane
Cellular component (GO): peroxisomal membrane
Molecular function (GO): protein-macromolecule adaptor activity
Source: RefSeq, a predicted model, not a curated record
AUCGUAGAACUCGAGAGCAGAAUCGGAGAGCUCCUUUGCGUUAGCCUAGCUAGCUAGCCUUCCAACCAGUCCCCAUGUCAUGCGGAACUGAGACAGAUAGCUGAAAACAUAAAGCUGUUGUAUUCUUUAUUUUUAGUUUGCGAUCUGCGAUCGUUCGGAAAUGUUAGUGUCCACGUGGAAUUUUCUUAAGCGCCAUAAAAGGAAAUUUAUUUUCGCUGGGGCUGUUGUUGGAGGUGUUUAUCUUUUGGGUAAGUAUGCGCAAUGGAAAAUUAGAGAGAUUCAGGAGCGGGAAGCAGCAGAAUAUAUCUCCCAAGCCAGACGUCAGUAUCACUUCGAAAGCAACCAGAGAACGUGCAACAUGACAGUCUUAUCGAUGCUACCUACCCUGAGAGAAGCCAUCAUACAAAAUCUAAAUUCAGAGAGCCUCACGACAUUGCUGAAGAACAAGCCAGCCAAUAAACUGGAGAUCUGGGAGGAUCUGAAGAUAAUAAGUUUCACUAGAAGCAUAGUGGCCGUUUACAGCACCUGCAUGUUAGUUGUUCUUCUCCGUGUCCAGCUCAACAUAAUUGGUGGCUACUUGUAUUUGGAUAACUCCGUCAGCAAGAAUGGAGUGACUCCCCAAGCCCCGCCCGAUGUACAACAGCAGUACCUCUCCAGCAUCCAGCAUCUCCUAGGUGAUGGGCUGCAUGAAUUGAUGACUGUAGUGAAACAAGCUGUACGAGAAGUUAUAGGCAGCAUUUCCCUGAAACAGAGCCUGUCCCUGCAGGAGCUGGAGCAGCACUUAAACCAGAUCAGAGCACACAUAGAGAAGGGUGGCAGCUCCUCCACACGAAAGCCUCUGUCCUGGUACAUGAUGCCAGAUGAGGAGAGCACACUGGCUGCCCAGGCCUGUGGCCUGACAGAGAAUGACAUUGCAACUAUAAAGCUGCUGAAUGAGACCAGAGAUAUGCUGGAAAGCCCAGACUUCCAUACUGUUCUCAACACCUGCCUGAGUCGAGGCUUCAGUCGUUUCCUGGACAACAUGGCCGAGUUCUUCCGCCCCCAGCAGGGAGACGCCAGCCACUGCAGUGCACCUGAUAGCCUAACGCAUGUCAGUCUACCACUUGCCAAAAUUAUCCCCAUUGUAAAUGGACAGAUACACUCGAUAUGCAGUGAAAUACCAAGUCACUUUGUUCAGGACCUUCUUAUGAUUGAGCAAAUGAAGGAGUUUUCUGCCAAUGUGUAUGAAGCAUUCAGCAGCCCCAACGAACAGCAGAAAUAACCAACAGAGACGCAGGUGCACUAAUAACAUUCCUGACAGAUCUCCUCCGUGCAGGGGCCUCAGCAUAUCUCAGCAUGACUCUCUGUCCUUAUGCAUUUGGAAUGAGGGGAAAAAAACAGACUUGCACUCCCUGCUUUGAGGGAAAUGUCCAAGCAAGGAAAGGGGUUUUGGAGCCAUCGGUCUUCACCUCAGAGUUUGUUGAAGUUACAGCUCUGCUCUCAGCUGGAGGAAUGUCCGAUGUGGAAUGUAGUUCAGCACCUCAGUCCCCAAGAGUGGAGACUUCCAAGCUCAAGGCACCCUGAAUGCUGAAAAAUCCACCGUUUUGGCCCAUUACAUGUCAUCCUAAUAGCCCCAGGACAUGCCUAAGAUAUGAUAAAACCACCCUUCCUGAAGCCAACCCUCAUAAUUUAAUAGCUAGCUGCUGUAGCAGUCGUAAGCGUAGACAUCAGCAAGCAUUUUCUGUACUUUUCUAACACAGUAUGUAUACACUACAGCGUUCAGUAGAGUGGUUCAGGUGUUGAAUCUGCCCAUGGUGCGAGUUUGUGAUAAUGUCUAUGUUUUAUUUCCACAUACAGCAGCACCAACCAAGUUUAACGAUUUGUGUUGAUCACUGAUGUUUGAACUCCUAGGCAACUUGUCCAGGAUCACUGGUGCGACGUCACAAACCAUGUUAGCAGAGCGGAUUAGAUGGUACCAUGUAAAGUGCCAACAGGUACCAUUGUAUAGGAUAUCUGUCUUUUUUUUUUUUCUUCCUUUUGAAAUUGCAUAGAGCUUUGGAGGACACACCACUGAUGGUGUAUUUGGCACAAUUCUAAAUUGUACACUUGUUUGAAGGGAGAAGCUACAGGGGAGUGUCAUGGUUGUUUUUCAUGUUUUUCCUACGUUUCUUAUUGUGGCUCUAAAUAUUUAAAAAGGUGGAAAGAA